AUGAGUGAUAUUGGUUUUCAAGCACUUCUCUCCGCAUUACCUAAUUCAUUAUAUGAAUUAAAACUGGAAGACAAUCAAAUCAGUGAACAAAGUCUACCUGUUUUACUAACUUUUUUCAAGCGUCAAUCGAAUCUAAAACAGAUUUCUCUACAAAAAAAUGGUAUCAGUAGUAAUAAUUCAAUUGGAGUUAAUGUACCUGACUUAGUGGAACAAAUACUAAAAGUUACAGAUAAAAAACAUUGCAUUUUUACUUUGGAUAUCAAUGAAUGGAUCAAUAAUAAAAUGGAAGAAUUAACCGAUGGCAAUAUCAAUUUAAUUAGUACUGAGUUACGAGGUCAUCAUAUACUUCAGUUAUAUAAUGGAAUGAAGAAGACACCCGAUCGAGAUUGGUCAAUGGAUUUAUCAGGCAACGAGCGAAUCUCGCCGAUUGGAUAUCGUCAUUUAGGUGACAUUUUGUCUUCUACACUUCAUAUUGUUGAACUGGAUCUUCGAGCAAAUAACAUGGAUGAGGAAGAACGAAAAUGUCUUCUCAAUGGUUUACAAAAUAAUAAGACACUGUCAAUAUUCCAGAUCUGGACGAAACUUAACAAUCAAGACAUGGAAUACAUCGGACGGUUUAUUCAGAAUAAUAUGGCGCUUAAAGAACUCAACUUAUAUUGGUGCUACAUGGGUGACGAUGACGUUGUUCCUUUAUUUAAAGAUUUGCCUGGAAGUCAUUUAGAGAUUUUAUGUUUAAGUAAAAACUCACUUGGUGAUCGUACUUGUGCAAGUCUUCUUUCAUCUAUUCCUUCUACAUUAAGGGAAUUGUCAUUCAAUGACAACAAAAUAACACAAGCAAGUUUGGAAACAAUCGUCACUUUCCUCACUACAAAUCAAACGUUAAAAAUACUCAACAUAAAAUAUGCAUCAAUUUUUGAGAACAAUGAUUCGGAUGAACAUGAAAAUAUUUAUUGGCAACAAAUAAAUGAAGCUGCGAAGCAAAAUGGUAUUUGCGAACUUAUUUAA
Rotaria sordida is the source of this 1005-nucleotide messenger RNA. NCBI's taxonomy places the organism in Eukaryota, Metazoa, Rotifera, Eurotatoria, Philodinida, Philodinidae. The record is from the annotation of a GenBank genome assembly.